AUGUUUGCCGAGCUCAAAGUGGCUCAUCCGCGACCCAUUCCGUCAUUGAGCGACAAGCAGCUCCAGGAUCUGACUGAGCUUCGUGUUAGAGUUACCCAGCGGGCCCAGUCUCUCGAGGACCUCGUGGAAGCGAUGUCGCGCGUCAACAGCUACGAUGACGGUGCCAUUGUCGCAACCGCAACGUAUUAUUGGAUUCACCCAAAUUCACUACUGCUCGUGAAGCUGGGAUUGAACCGCCUGCUGCGUCGAGAGUUGCGUCGACUGACUGUGGAAGAAGAGAACGACGCACAACUUGAGUGUCAAAUUUGGGACCAAGUCUAG
Molecule: messenger RNA, 321 nt
Organism: Penicillium concentricum
Lineage: Eukaryota; Fungi; Ascomycota; Eurotiomycetes; Eurotiales; Aspergillaceae
Exons: 2
Coding region: 1-321 (106 amino acids)
Source: RefSeq, a predicted model, not a curated record